Molecule: messenger RNA, 925 nt
Organism: Aspergillus campestris IBT 28561
Lineage: Eukaryota; Fungi; Ascomycota; Eurotiomycetes; Eurotiales; Aspergillaceae
Product: GNAT family N-acetyltransferase
Exons: 2
Coding region: 84-692 (202 amino acids)
Molecular function (GO): acyltransferase activity, transferring groups other than amino-acyl groups
Source: RefSeq, a predicted model, not a curated record
GUACCGUGCAAUUUGGCAAGAUGGAAAACACUUGAUGAAUGCGCCAGAGACGGGGUGAUUACUUUGUCGUAAAAUCCAGUAUCAUGCCAGACGUGUCGCUCUAUCCCGCCCAACGGACCGUUGUGGUGAUCCCGCCGGACCCUCCUGCAAUUCUAACCCAGCGACUCACCCUACGACCUCUGCGCAUCGGCAACGACGCAGACGCAGAGGGUUUAUUCGCGAUUCGCCGCCGACAAGAUGUCGCCGACUGGCUCUGGCCGCGCGUCCCCCACCACAGUGUCGAAGAGACCAAAGAAUGGAUGCGACGACGGCAAUUCCAAGCACCCGAUGCCUCUGGGGCCGUCGGACGACAGUUCACAUUCGUGAUUGUCCGGACCGAUGACCCCAGCGAGCAGAUCAUAGGCUCAAUCGGGAUCAACUCGCUGGACCCGGCGCCGUCUCUAGGCUAUGGCAUUCACCCAGAGUUCUGGGGACAGGGGUACGCCAGUGAAGCCGUGCGAGGGCUUGUCGACGCGUGGUGGAAACUGUCUCGCGUGGGUGGAAAUGGCGAGGCGGAGGGGGAAAGACUGUGGGCGGCGACCAAUAGGGCGAAUCGAGGAAGUGUCAGGGCCUUGGAGAAGGGGGACUUUCGGGUCUUUCGCGAGGUGCAGCUCGAAGGGGAUACAGUUGUCGUGAUGUAUGUUGAGAGGUGAACUGCCACAUGAUGUUGGGAGAAAUGAUAAUCGGGUCGAUCCUGCUUCUGAUACCCUGAGCGAUGUGUAUGUGCUGGAAAGUCGUGACAUUUACAUCCUUACCCUCUUGGAUCAUAUAGGGGCCAAAGACCAGUGGGAUAAAGUAGCUUCUGUAUGUGCUCCACAAAUGUGGCGUAUAUGCCUACGUGACAAAAAGGGAUUCACUUUUAGGUCAGUUGUAUACUAAUAUGGAG